CGCACACGCGCUCCGGGCACAUGGGUCGCCCAAAGGGUAAGCGCAAGCUGCCAAGGAACGCCGACGGCACGAUUCGGAAGGCCCCUUCGCCCCCUGCGGACCCUGCUGUAGGCAACGACUCUCCUCCCUCUUCCGACCAUGAAGGCGCCAAUAUUUCUCCCAUGCACACCAACGACCACGACGACGACUGGCGCGAUGAGGAUGCGGGUGGCGAGCCAGGUCGCGGGCAGGCGAAACUGCCGUUUGGUUCUGCGGUUCGCUCUGCAGCGAGCGCUGCGGUGUCUGCAGCAGCUCGCACAGCAAUGGCGGUGGCGCCCGAAGUCGCGCCGCCUGCGCGAAAAAACGCGGUGCAACCUCUCCACCGGUCGACGCAGCAUCGCCACAGGCGAGCGCGGUGGAGCAAGGAGGACGCCGGGAUGGCGGGGAGCUUGGCAGCAUGGCUGAAGCCCCCAGCUCAGCAGCAGGAAGGGCAGCAUGGUUCGCCUCAAAUUAUGGAGACUGAAGGUGCGGUGGAGAUGGAUGUUGAGGUGGGAGAUGUUGGUGCGGACAGCAGUGAUCAUGAUGCCGAGAAGAUCUGCAGCCCGCAAGAAGAACAUGACCGCACCAGCCGUGGCGACAGCAGCGAGAGCGAGACCGACAUGCUGGUAUGUUCGGGUGUUGGUGUUCCGCUGGAAGAUUGGUUUGGUGAGGAUGACCAGGCUAGAGCUGCAGAGCUUCUUUAUUCCAGCGGCGAGGACAGUUUUCUCGACGCACUAGACGCAAGCCGCGACCGCUCUCGCGGCCCCGGCGAACUUGACGGAGAGAGCGGCGACAAGGCUGAUGAUGAUGUUCAGCCUCAGGACACCGGCGAAGCAGAAGCUGUGGGAGACACCGGCGAAACAGCAGCUGUGGGAGGAGCCGGGCACGCAGCCUCUAGCGGUACAAGUGGUGAGACCGUCCGAAAAAGUUCGAGGACGAACCUUUUCGACGGGCUGUACGCCGACCCCGCCCGCGCACGAGACGGGGCACGCGGCCGAUGCAGUGGGCCUGGGCGAGGAACACGGGUGGCGUCGGGGGAUGGAGCCAAGGGGAGGUUUGCGGGGUUGAACAAAAAACGAUUGAAGCACAGAAGGCGCGAGGAGAGGAAGAAGACACCGGAACAACGAGCGCGAGAGCGAGAAGCGCGAGAGCGAGCGCGAGAGCGAACGCGAGAGCGAGCACUCAAAGCGCAGAGAAGGCGGGAGAACACGCCGCGAGAGAAGGAGCUCUUGGACAUCUACCAGAAAGUGGUGGACGCUAUCGACAAGGCGGAGCAGUCCAACAGCUACAGCGGUAUUGUGGAGGACCCGACGGAAAUGCUGACGGAAUCUCGUCUCCCGUCCAUCAUGCGUACCGCCUUGGCGAUUCGGGCGUACGCUGUCCUCGAGAUUGAGGAAGGUGUCAACAAGAUGCGGCACAGCUGCUACGUCGGAGAUGUGGCGAAAACCACAGCGCAGACGGUGCGCAAGUGGGUAAAGGAGUUCUGCCAAGAAAAUUUCUCAUCAGAAAACGACUUUACGAGAUAAGCCAGGCGGACUCCUUCAUUGACGACGAGGACAUCGCCCGAGCGUUGCCGGGAGGAAAUCGACCGGCGGCUUUACCGCCGGAAGAAAACGGAUCCGCGGUUUCGUGUCUCGGACUUUCAGAGGGAACUGGACGGACGUGAAAAUGAGAGAGCGCGCGGUGGGUGAACACUGUUCUUCUGAAAGAAGUGUUUUCCGGCGGAGGAGGCAUCUCUCGGACAACGGCGCACAGCUGGAUCUGCAGACUCGGCUUCAGGUGGAAGAAGAGCGGGAAGUGCGUCUACGUCGAUGGCCACAACCGCCCGGAUGUCGUCGAG
This is a messenger RNA of Ectocarpus sp. CCAP 1310/34, 1858 nucleotides long. NCBI's taxonomy places the organism in Eukaryota, Phaeophyceae, Ectocarpales, Ectocarpaceae. The record is from the annotation of a GenBank genome assembly.